AUGGGUGUAAGGUCUCUCGUCUCGUUCGGCUUUGUCCUCAUCCCGAUAGCGGUGACCAUCAGCGUGCUGCUGGGCAUACAAGCAUAUCGCGAGUCCAAAGGACUCCCCGCAAACCCUUUCGUGGACAACGCAAUCAAAUCCUCAUUAUAUUGUCAAAAGGCCUUCGGUGUCACUCCCUAUACAGAAGGCCAGCAAUACACAUUAAAUCCCAACCAAUGGGCCCUUCCUGACGACUAUACGGGGCCGGGAGGAUUGUGUAUGAAUGUAAGCAGAGCACCUGGAAAUAAUAAUGGUUCUUACCCGACCAAGACAACAGCGGCAGAGUGGUCGAUCACUUGGCAGUUUCCCCGUGGCCCGGAGACUCAGCCCGUUCACGCAUUCCCCAACAUCAAAAUGGAUUCGGAUGUCUUUCCAAUCGAGAUCUCGCAGGUCUCCGCCAUCAACUUCGAGACAGAAUGGUAUUAUGGGGUCGGCGAUGACAGGCCCGAGGCCAUGAAUGUCGCUGACCUGACUGCUGCUUCACUUGACGCCAACGUGGCCAUCGACAUGUUUUUGGAUUCAGAUCCCGAUAAAGCCACCGACACGGUGCAAGCCAAGUACGAGGUCAUGAUCUGGCUUGGCCAAUUUGGUGCCUCGACACAGCAAAUUGGUCUGCAGCAAGGAGCAAUUGCAACCCAGGUUGUCAAUGGAACCACUUUCUCCUUAUACUCCGGCCUCAACGGUAUUGGCCAAAGCGUUCUCACAUGGGUGGCCAGUAAUGCUGCAACCGGAGUGCAAGAUUUCAACGCGGAUAUAGGCCCGUUGCUCCAAGGUCUGACCGGCUUGGGAGGGCCUACUGUGAAUGACUACCUUGGCUACAUUGCGUUCGGCUCCGAGACACUCGAUUCGGGGUCCAAUGUCACCUUUUAUAAUAAGGCUCUCUCCAUGGCUGUGGUUCCUUCAUGA
This is a messenger RNA of Fonsecaea multimorphosa CBS 102226, 945 nucleotides long. RefSeq lists its product as uncharacterized. Gene Ontology annotation, biological process: polysaccharide catabolic process. The transcript is spliced from 5 exons. Lineage: Eukaryota; Fungi; Ascomycota; Eurotiomycetes; Chaetothyriales; Herpotrichiellaceae. The record is from RefSeq and is a predicted model, not a curated record. Gene Ontology annotation, molecular function: cellulase activity. The coding region runs from base 1 to 945 and encodes 314 amino acids.